AUGUCGUCCCAUGCCCCGAGCCGUCGUCGCCGACGCGAGAUAGAGGACGACAGCGACUCCUCCUCCGCCUCUGAGCCCCCAAAACGCCCCCGCUUGAGCCGGCGUGCCGAAGAAUCCGACUCCGAUGACGAGGAGCCUCGAAAGAAGUCUCGAACGAAUGGUGUCAACGGUGUAAAGUCACAGGUUGACCACGAUGGAUUCCAGCCCGGCGCAAUUCGCCGCGUUAAGGUCGAGAAUUUCGUCACGUACGAAAGGGCAGAGUUUCUGCCGGGCCCGAAUCUCAAUAUGGUCAUUGGUCCCAACGGAACGGGAAAGAGUUCUCUGGUCUGCGCCAUCUGCUUGGGCUUAGGCUUCAGUCCGAAGCAUCUCGGCAGAGCCGGCAACGUCAAGGAGUUUGUCAAGCACGGCAAGUCCUCGGCCACCAUAGAAAUCGAGCUGCAAGGCAGGCCUGAAGACAGAAAACACCACGUCAUCAAGGUUCAAAUCGAUCGGGAAAGGAACAGUCUCAAGUGGUGGAUGAAUGGCAAGGACACUACGCACAAGAACAUACAGCAGCUCAUGAAGGAGCUCAAGAUCCAGGUGGACAACCUUUGCCAGUUUCUGCCACAGGACCGUGUUGUCGAAUUCGCCUCCGCUACUCCAGUGGACUUACUACACGAGACUCUGCGCGCUGCAGCACCACAAGAGAUGCUUGAAUGGCAAAGGGAACUUCGGGACCUUCAUAGGGACCACAAGGAGCUUCAGCGAGGCUCCGCGAGCCAUGCCGACCAUCUGAAAAGCCUUAAGGACCGACAGCAUGACAUGCAAAACGAUGUUGACAAGCUUCGUGAGCAGCAAGAAGCCCAGCAGCGUGUUGUGGACCUCAAAGAUGCUCGACAUGUCGCCGACUACCUCGAGGCGAGAGCGUUUUAUCAGCAACAAAGAAGCGAGGAGAAGGAAGCGAAGAAGGCUCUGAAGAAGCUAGAAAAUGAGGCUUCUCCGUCCCUGCAGGCGGUUAACCGCAAGCAAGAGUAUCACGACAAGGUGUCCGCUGUGGUCCGUUCUCGCAAGGAUGUAGUGCGGCGUGCGGAAGCCGCGGCGGAUACGAUGCUCAACCGAAUCGAAGACGCUGAAGAGCAGAAGAAGGCAGUAGACGCCAAAGUGGAGACCAACAGAAAAGGCUAUGAUGCCAAGAGGCAAGAACUCGGCAAGAUUCGUAACAAGAUCGGUGCUUUGGAGAACCAACAGAAGAACAAGCCAGCCGAGUUCAAUCCUCAGGAGCAUAACACCCAAAUCAGAGAAAAAGAGCACCAGCUCCGAGAGAUCGAGACUGAGACUCGCCAAACUGACAUGAAGAUGAGGGAGCUCAGGGAACAGGGACAAGCCAAGAACCAGAUGAAAAGCAAACUCAACCAGGAUCUCGAGAACCUGGAUUCGCAACAGGGUCAGCUUCUCAACUUCAUCCAGAAGAAGUGGCCUGAUGUCGCCAAGGGCUGGGAGUGGCUGCAACAGAACAAGGACAAGUUUGAAAAGGAGGUUUUCGGCCCGCCCGCUCUGUGCUGUUCUGUCCAGAACGACCAGUACUCGGACCAGAUACAAGCGCUUCUCCAUAACGACGAUUUGCUUUGCUUCACGACACAGACCCGAGAAGAUCAUAAGAAGCUUAGCGACGUCUUCUAUAGACAACUUAGUCUGUCGGUCAACACGCGAUCCAUAUUCAGGCCGCUGCACGACUUUAGACCGAGAAUGUCUCAGGAGGAUGUCAAAAGCCUUGGGUUUGACGGCUUUGCCAUUGAAAUGCUUCAAGGGCCCGAACCAGUUCUCGCGAUGCUUUGCAAUGAGAAGAAACUGGACUCUGCUGGUAUUGCCUUGUCAGAUAUCAGCGAUUCUCAGUACGAGCGAAUUAUUCAGGAUGGGAUCGUCAACAAUUGGGCGACUGGUCGGCAGCUGUACAGAGUGUCUCGACGUAGAGACCUUGGUCCUCAGGCCGUCUCAACAAUGACCCGAGGCAUCCAAAAAGGUCUGUUCUGGACAGAUCAGCCCAUUGACGAGGCUGAGAAGAAUGAUAUUCGACGUCGCUUGCGCGAAGUUGAGGCCGAGUGGGACGACCUGAAAGCGCAAAACUCAGAGCUCAAAGCCCAGCUCGGACAACUGAACGAGAAGAAGAAGGAUCUCACUGGGGAUCUGCAAAUGCUCAGGGAGCGGAAGAAUGAGCUACAGAGAAACCACAACGCUUAUCAGGCCAUUCCCAUCAAACUGGAGGCCGAAAAGAAGGCUUUCGAACAGAAGAAGGCAGAAGUCGACGAGGCCAAGACAGCAGCCUGGAAGCUUGGCGUCGAGAGAGACAACGCUGCAGUUGAGAAGGCGAGAGCUGCUCUUCGACAUCACGAGGCCAUUGCUACUGUCCGAGAUGCGCAACAGGCCUUGCUAGAGGCGCAGAUCCGCGAAAUCGAAGCCAAGUCUGAUGUUCAAGGUCUCAUUGCUAGGAACACCGACCUGAUGCAGAAACUUGAGGACAAGAAGCGCCAAAUUGACACAUUGGCGGCGGAGUCUCAGCGUUGCAGAGCUCGUGCGGAGACAGCGCAAGGCAAGGUGACAGACCUCUUCCACAACGACCCAAGCAGGAGGGACCUCCUCGAAUCAUUAGCCCAGGACAAGUCUGUUGAGGAUGUCGACAACGAGAUCGCGGCUGAGGAGGGCAAGCUUGAACUCAUCCAUGUCACCAACCCUGGUGCCCUCCGCGAGUUCGAGAAGCGUGCUCGGGAGAUUGAGAAGUUGCGCCAGAAGAUGGAGAGCUCGACGAGCAAACUCGAACACUUGGACCGCCAAAUUUCGCGUAUCCGUGAGAAGUGGGAGCCGAAGCUUGACGAACUUGUCAGCAAGAUCAACGAUGCCUUCAGCUACAACUUUGAGCAAAUCAACUGUGCCGGAGAAGUUCGCGUACACAAGGACGAGGACUUUGACUUGUGGGCCUUGGACAUCAUGGUCAAGUUCAGAGAAGGAGAAACACUUCAACAACUCAAUCAACACCGUCAAUCAGGUGGCGAGCGCGCUGUUUCCACGAUUUUCUAUCUCAUGGCUCUCCAGUCCAUGGCGCAAUCCCCCUUCCGCGUGGUCGACGAGAUCAAUCAGGGUAUGGACCCUCGCAACGAACGCAUGGUCCACGAACGCAUGGUCGAGAUUGCGUGCCGCGAGCACACGUCGCAGUACUUCCUCAUCACACCCAAGCUACUUACGGGUCUCCGUUAUGACCCGCGCAUGCGCGUCCUCUGCAUUGCCAGCGGCACGCACAUGCCCGACGACGGCAAAAAGCUCGACUUUGGUCGCUGCUUGAAAAUCCACAAACGCAUCACGGCCAGCGCGUAA
Molecule: messenger RNA, 3345 nt
Organism: Colletotrichum karsti
Lineage: Eukaryota; Fungi; Ascomycota; Sordariomycetes; Glomerellales; Glomerellaceae
Exons: 5
Coding region: 1-3345 (1114 amino acids)
Biological process (GO): double-strand break repair via homologous recombination
Cellular component (GO): Smc5-Smc6 complex
Molecular function (GO): ATP hydrolysis activity; ATP binding
Source: RefSeq, a predicted model, not a curated record